Molecule: messenger RNA, 3391 nt
Organism: Cuscuta epithymum
Lineage: Eukaryota; Viridiplantae; Streptophyta; Magnoliopsida; Solanales; Convolvulaceae
Source: the annotation of a GenBank genome assembly
AUGGAAUUGUAAACUUUGUAUUUAUUUACCAAUAAAGUUAGUUCAAGUCAAAAAUAUGAGUUGUGAAACGGAUCACUCUCAUCACUUAUUGUGAAAUGUUUAUUUAAUUAGAGAAAAUUAGGAACCAUACAUUGAUUCAUAUAUUCAAAAACAAAUAUCCAUACUCCGUAUUCAAAUUCUAGAAUUUUAGGAUUUACCCAUACCCACCUCCACAAACAGUCUAACACUACACAUGUAUACUCUAGAUCGGAUUUCCAGAACGGAUACUCCAUAUUAGUAUUUUCUAGAUCGGAUUUCCAGAACGUCUCCCCUUCUCCCUUCCCCACCUUCGUCGCUUUCGAUUUUAACACACAAAUGUUGUUUGUAAUCUCCACUGCCUGUAAUUUCCACUGCUGACUUCCCCUAUUUUUACCUCCAACCGCCUCGAUAGUUUGAUUGUCGCCGGAUUGAAGACCUGUAGAGCAUCCUCGAGCUCUCUUCUUGCUAGGGUCGGAUAUCUGUUCGCAAGUGCUGGCGGACGGACCUCCAAUCGAUGAACUGAGAGCAACCCACAUCCUCCGUCCAGCAUCGUAGUCCCUGAAAGGUCUGCUACCGCGCAGCAUCGGCCGCCACGCGCUGACGCUGGAGGAACGGCGCUCGGCUCUGACGCACGGAAAACUGGAGACCCAUCUCUGAUUAGUUUUCCUCACUCCAUCUCUCGGAUCUUGCUGGAUGUGAUGAUUGAAAGUCACCGAUGGGGAUCUCCCUAACGACACCCAAGUAGCCGAAGUGCCGAACCAAGACCUCCCAUCCCCUCAAACAAACGCCUCUUUGUUUCGCUGUUAUUAUCUUUGAUUCCAUCUGAAUAUGAGGCUAUUCUCAUGGAUGUUGUCUGACUUUGCAUUAUAACCCCUUCUAUUUUCUCGACAGAGGCCUUUGUCUCUCAAAAGGUUAUUUUUUCCUACUCCGUAUUUUCUUUUCAGACUCAAAUCCCUAAUUACGUGCAGAGAUUCAAGAGAUCCUUCUUAUGCCCGGUUUCUUUUAUAGAUGAGCGUGGCAUUGCAACUUGUUAGGAAUGAGAUACACUCCAUCGGUUUCACUGUUCCCACCUCCAUUCAACCAAUAAAAAUAAAGUAAUUCAAACAGUGAUUUUUGGACAUCUUCUCACGUAUUUCAUGUCAACAGUUCACACCUCCCUUUAGAACCAAUGGGAAUUAGCUGCACCUCUCUUUGAACCAAUAGGAUUGAUUUGCUAAAAAUUCUCAUGAAUCUAAGCCACGAAAAUGAUUAGGGUUGGUGGGAUAACCCGGAUUCACACAAUCUGUUUUAGUGUGUAUGAACAGUGUGAAUAUAUUUUUUGACCAUUAGGAGUGCAGGAGCAUGCUUGCUUUACUGUUUCUACUAUUUUUUAAGCAAUCGGAACUCAUCUAUCGGACCCACCAAAAUGCAUUCUUAUUUACCCAUUGUUAUUUUUUGUUUUACCAUGUGAACCAACAUUUUUUUCCAACUAUAGCUUGAUGUUGACAUUUUUGGGAGGGAAUACUAUUCACAAAAUUCUUUUGCUUUUAUAUUAGUAUAGAUUGUAAUGAUUGUACAAAAUUUAUUUAUAAUAAGUAAUACUUUCUAAUUAAUUAAGUGUGAUUAAUUCCUUUAGAUUCAGGGACAAUCUAUGAGAAUAAGCAACACUUCACAAUGCAUUGCCCUCAAGGUUAGUUUUUUACAAAUUACAACCAUCAAUAAGUAAUCUGGCCAGAGAACAUUUAAGUAGGCUUGAAUCGUUUGAUGGUCAAGGAUUCUAACUACUUUUUUAAGGACAUACACGUUUUUACACUUGUCUGUGAAGGCUAUUUUUUGUAUUUGAAAACACUGUGGACAGACAAACCAAUAGUAUUGUCUGUGCAUAGUGUUUUCUCAGACAAAAAAUAGCUUUCACAAAUAAGUAUAAAAACGUGUAUAUGUCCGUAUUUCGUGUACGAAGAAUUUCUCUUAAUAUAGAUUGUCAAUUUCCUUUCCAAAAAAGAUGUAGAGACUAUUAGAGAAGUCCCUCACACUUUUUUAAAUGUCUUUUUUCAUCAUCGAAUUUCUUUUUAAUGCAAAUGUUGCUUGUGACCUCCCGUAACCUAAAGAAAGUUGAAGGUGUAAAAUAAUAAGCUAAGCUGAGGUGGUUAGCAAUGGCUAAGGCAAGGGUGAGUAGGCACCAAUGGAAAAAAACCUCUACGCUGUCUCUGGUGCUCUCCAUGCUUCUCAUGCUGUCACUUGUGCUUCUGAUGCUCCUCGCUCUUGGAAUACUCAAUGUCCCUAUCAGAUCUGACGACGAACCCUCAUUUUCCCGGAGCCGUAUCAGAUUCAAGCGCUCAGCUUUGGAUAUCGUGGAGGAGGACGGUUUGGGGAAAAGAGGAGAACAAUGGACUGAAAUUCUUUCUUGGGAGCCCAGGGCUUUUGUUUUUCACAAUUUCUUGUCCAGGGAAGAAUGUGAAUACUUAAUAAGUCUAGCCAAGCCUCACAUGGCAAAGUCAACUGUUGUAGAUAGCAAAACUGGUAAAAGUAAAGACAGCAGGGUUCGUACAAGUUCAGGAAUGUUUUUAAAGAGGGGAAGGGAUCAAGUUGUUAAAAGCAUUGAAAAAAGGAUAGCGGACUAUACAUUCAUUCCUGUUGAGAAUGGUGAAGGUCUACAAGUUCUCCACUAUGAGGUUGGACAAAAGUAUGAGCCUCAUUUUGAUUAUUUUCUCGAUGAUUUCAAUACGAAGAAUGGGGGACAACGUAUAGCUACUGUACUCAUGUAUCUUUCAGAUGUUGAAGAAGGGGGUGAGACUGUUUUUCCUUCCGCGAAAGGCAAUUUUAGCUCUGUGCCUGGGUGGAAUGAGAUGUCAGAAUGUGCUAAAAGGGGCCUUUCUGUGAAACCAAAAAUGGGGGAUGCGUUACUGUUUUGGAGCAUGAGGCCUGACGGGACUUUGGAUCCAUCAAGUUUGCAUGGUGGUUGUCCAGUGAUAGGAGGAAAUAAAUGGUCUUCUACUAAAUGGAUGCAUGUUGGUGAAUACAAUGUCUGAAUGUUUGUAUAUGGGCUCUCUAGUUUGUUGGUUUGAUGGAUUGAUGGACACUCAAUCUGAUUUUUGUAAUUGUCAAAUUCCAUAUUCGGAAUUGAAUGUCCAAACUUUACAGCAUUUACCCUUCGUUAGCUUCCUUAAAAUUCAAACCUUAUACAGAGUAUGUUGAAACAGGCAUGCAUUGUAUAAACGUAUAGUCUGUAUCUAACACUAUUAACACCAGUGGAAAAACGUUAAUUGGAGGCGCUAAAACUACGUUGUACAGCAUUUAGCAUUUUGAGUGCCUCCAAUUUUUAAGUUUCUCUUUUUAAUUUUCAUAAAGCAAGAUACCUGUCAUAACAAAAUAAUGUAUAAACAUUUUGUCCCCG